This is a messenger RNA of Rhodamnia argentea, 1285 nucleotides long. Its product is annotated as TIMELESS-interacting protein. The record is from RefSeq and is a predicted model, not a curated record. The transcript is spliced from 5 exons. Gene Ontology annotation, molecular function: zinc ion binding; DNA binding. Gene Ontology annotation, cellular component: nucleus; replication fork protection complex. The coding region runs from base 91 to 972 and encodes 293 amino acids. NCBI's taxonomy places the organism in Eukaryota, Viridiplantae, Streptophyta, Magnoliopsida, Myrtales, Myrtaceae. Gene Ontology annotation, biological process: DNA replication checkpoint signaling; DNA damage response; replication fork processing.
GGGGCUACUCUGAAAUUUCAAUAGAAAUCCCCGAGAAAACUGCGACGGAGUCAGAGACAGCUAAAUCGGAGAUCCCAAUCGGAAAGGAAAAUGGAGACCGCCGGAAAAUCAGUGCCGACGGGAUGCUACAAGUGUGGCCUCCCGGGCCACUGGUCCCGCGACUGCCCAUCCGAUCCCAUCCAAAACUCAAACUCAAACUCAAACCCUAACCCUAGACCUAGCCUUCCUCCUUCUUCGUCGAUCCCCCAUCCCUCCGGCGCAGCUAGGGCCACCAGCUUCGAAGACAAACCGGCGAAGCCGAAGAAGGUCCCCAUGAAGCGACCCAAGCUCACGCCGGAGCUCCUCUUAUCCGACGACGGCCUCGGUUAUGUCCUUCGCCACUUCCCUCGCAACUUCAAGUAUCGUGGCCGCGGCAACGAGGUUAGUGAUCUGGGAAACUUAAUUGGCAUGUACCGGGAAUGGCACUCUCAUUUGAUUCCCUAUUACUCAUUUGAUCAGUUUGUUCGUAAGGUAGAACAAGUGGCUGCCUCAAAACAAGUAAAGAGAUGCAUUGGAGAAUUAAGGGAGAGAGUUGCUAGUGGUAGGGAUCUGACGAAGUUGCAUGAAUCACCUUCACCGGAGGAAGAUGGUGUAAACAAUGACCAAGGACUUUCAACACCUUUCGAACCCACAGAUACCGAGGAAACGAGACAACAUGCGAGAGAAUCAUCAAAUAACACCAAUGCUGAUGACUUACCACAAGACAUACUUCAUGAGAUCUAUGAGAAAGCUCUUGAAGAUGCACCUCGGAGCACCCAAGGGCAUGAUGUCUUGGAUUUGGUGAAUGCAUCACAGAAUCAAGUUACAAAUACGGUGACUAGUAAACACACCAAAAGCCAGAUCUCGGAUGAGCAAAAAGCUCGCAUGGAACUCAACAGACUCAAGGCAUUGGAGAAGGCUGCAGCUCGUUCUCGUUCUCAACAAGGAAGCUAACUCGGGCUAUUUGUAUCGUACAUGUCCUCCAAUGCUACUUGUUGCUUCUAAUGGGCAUGGCACACCAGGAAUUCUAGAUAUCUGGAAAGUAUUUUAUCGCUGAAAUCUUUUAUUAUCUUGAUCUGUGACUUCUCCCGUACAGGAUGUGAAGUCCAUUACUUCUUCGAUUGAUCCAAAACUUUUGCUCUUUUUUCCAAGCAAGAAAAACGGAUUGUUCUACAUGGUGAUCGCAUUGUUGCAGUUUUGUCUUAGCUACGACUGUAAUUGGAGGUGACUUGUUGAUAUCAGAAAAUCAAUGGGCUUCUUAGGUGAA